Parnassius mnemosyne (clouded apollo) is the source of this 3579-nucleotide messenger RNA. Lineage: Eukaryota; Metazoa; Arthropoda; Insecta; Lepidoptera; Papilionidae. The record is from the annotation of a GenBank genome assembly.
AUGGGCGAUAUAAAUAUAAAUAUUAUUCAAGGCAAUAAAGACAAAGACGGUGAACCUUAUUUAAAUUUAACUGCAGGAUUAGGUCUUUUACCAGGUCAUACCUAUCCCACCCAUAUCAAUAAUUGUUUAGACGAUGUUAUGGUGAAAACAGUAUUAAACACUCAAAUAAUGGUACUCGAUAGCGUAAUCACUGAUCACUCCUUAAUCUUAACAAAUGUUUCUUUGAACCCCAAACGCAAGCCUAAUAAUAUUUUUAUAGAUAAAAUAAAUCAUGAUGAUGCCAUCAAAUCUAUAGAGUCUGCUGAUUUUUCUUUAAUAUCUUCAACUUCAAAUGCAGACACGGCUGCCGAAAAACUUGUUGAUUUACUAACCUCUGCUAUAAAGAAAACUACUGUUAAAAUUAAGAUUCCUAGAGCGAAACGAACGCUUAAGGCCUGGAUGACGUCUGGACUGAUAAGGUAUUCAGUGGAGAGAGCUAAUUACUAUUUUUCAACUUUAGGUAGAAAAUUAGCUGAUAAAAUUCUAGCAAACGGUACUAAACCUGCUAAUGUUAAUACUAUGCCCUGGUCGCUUAAUUCAUUUGUGCUCGAUUCUCCUGACGAGUUAGAAGUUGAAACAAUAUUGAUGGGUCUUAUAAAUGAUUGUGCUAUUGGGAUAAUAUUUUUGAUCCUAUUUGUCUCAAUUACUAAAGCAGUCGCCAAAUUUGGCAUGGAAUGUAACCUAAACUUUGAUAAAGAACUUUGCAUUUACAACUUAAACUGCACAGGAAAUAUAGAUCCUUAUGUUGCAGACUACAAUAACAUAGCAUGCUCCAAUAAUAUAUAUGUUAAUGGCAUGCAAUUAAUACCAGUGCAUAUUGCUUACAGAGAAGUAUUACAAGAUAACAAUUACGAUGAGCAUAUAUCUAUUGGGAAUGAUCCCAAUAACUAUGUCACAAUGGCAAUUGUUCAACUCGAUUUAAGUCAUAAUCAGCUUAAACUUCACCCUACAUUGAAUUAUAUGCCACACUUAAUGUUAUUGAAUAUAUCGCACAAUAAUUUGAUUGUUGCUAAAUUAUCGAAUAACAUCGAAUUUCAAUACUUAAAAUCUGUUGAUUUCUCGUACAACAUGAUUAAGUUAAUAGAAGUUAACCAGGCCGAGUACGCUUACGUUGAAUUAAUAGAUGUUGAUUUAUCUCACAAUUUAAUAGAAGAAAUACCAGAAUCAAUAUUUUCUUCGUUUUCUCAAAUGCAAUAUUUAAAUUUAAAAAAUAAUCGGUUGCACACUUUGAAUAUACUAUGUUUCGAAGGAAUUAAAAACUUACAAAGAUUACAACUCGGUCACAACGAAAUAGUAGACAUUAACUCUUCAUUUUUAAGAUUUAAAGAUCUCCAGGAAUUAUCUCUUGAACAUAAUAGAAUAGAAAGGAUUUUGAGUCGAGAUUUUCAAAACUUAUUUAACCUAAAUAAAUUAUACCUGAGUAAUAAUAACAUAUCGUACAUAGAAAAGAGUAGCUUUGAUAAAAUGACUUAUCUGAACACAUUAGAUUUAAGUGAUAACUUUUUAUUUGCUAUUGAUAAAGAAGUAUUUAGUAACACACGUUAUUUACAGUACGUUGACUUAUCAAGAAAUAAGCUAAAACAUAUGUCAAAAGAAUUGUUUAGAGGUAAAAAUAUCUCGUUUUUUUCUAUACAAAAUAACAUUAUAGAAGGCGAACUUGUAACAGGAAUGUUCAUUGGUCUUAGUGAUAUUACUGAGCUUGACAUAUCAAAUCAAUAUUUAACGUCUAUUGAAGACUAUGCGUUUAUGGGUUUAGACAAUCUAGAAAUAUUGUUACUGAAUGAUAAUAAAAUUAAGAGUUUGUCCAACAAGUCUUUUAGAUAUUUACAAAACGUUAAAGAAAUCAAUCUUUCGAAUAAUAAACUUAUUAAGAUAAAUUUUGAAAAAAUCGACCUAUUGAAUUUGGGAUACCUAUCUUUAAGAAAUAAUCUGAUAAACGAUAUAAAACAGGAAGAUUUUAAUAAACUUACUCAUCUCCAAGUUUUAGACUUAUCCAAUAACAAUAUUUCAAAAAUCGAAAGUAGUUCAUUCAAAGAACUACAACAUUUAGAAUUUUUUAAUUUAUUUAAUAAUCCAUUGUUAAUUUUCUUGGAUUCAAAUUCAUUUGACGGACUGCACGAAAUUGAUAAUAAAUCUUUCCUAGAACGCAAAUCAUUACAUCACAUAGAUCUAUCAUUUAAUCCUAUUUUACUCUUAAAGCUGAUCUGUUUCUCAACAUUAAACGAUUUACGUAGUCUAAAUCUCUCGGGAAUCGUGAGUAAUAUAAAUUUCAUUGAUAUGAAUAAAACUAUGCUUACAGAGUUACAGUUAUCCUAUGCACGAAUACAAAAUAUAACUACUCUACAUCUUAGUAGCCUUAAGAACUUAGAAAAGUUAGUAAUAACUAACAAUGCAGUAUCAGAAGUUGAUAAAAACGCAUUUUUGAACGUAAGCUGCUUACAGUACCUUGAUUUAAGUUACAAUAUGAUAAAAUACGUUCAACCUGGUGCCUUCAAAACUAAUUAUGGCUUGAAAUUUUUAAACGUGUCUCAUAAUUUUCUAGUCAAUAUUAAUUAUGGAAUAUCACAUGGUUUAAUAAAUUUAAAUAUUUUGGAUUUAUCAUUUAACCAAAUUGAAAGCUUGGAAUAUGAUAAAAUUAUGGGAGCAGUAAAUUUAAACACCUUGAUAAUCGAUAAUAACAAAAUUAGUAACAUUAAUAUAAAAUUUCCAUACACUCCUUUAUCGAAGUUAAGUAUAGGAGGUAAUCCUAUAUCGUGUAGAAAAAUUCUUGAAUUAAUACAAGAUAGUGAUAUUGAAAUAACGGCAAUAAGACGAGAUGUACAUAGUGAAAACAUAAAAGGUAUAACAUGCAAUAAUCAGUAUACAUCAAUAAGAGACACACUGUCUACACAAGAAGAAACUAACUCCGUGCAAAUUCUUAAUGAAUUAAAAACCAUCUUGGUAAAUUCUAGUAUAUCGAAAACAUAUGAACCUUUAAAAUUUGACGGUAAAAACUAUUUUGCUAAUAUUACUGAACGAAUUCAGAUGUACAACAAUGAUGUCAUGAAGCAAUUGUCACGUCUGAAUGAUGCUGCACUCUCAAUUGAUAGAGAUAACAAUCGUACUAAUUCUUUACUAGAAAGACUUUUGAAAGUGAUAGUUGCAAUGCACACUACAGUAAAGCCCUCCUUAAGUCCUUUAGUAAAAGAUAAUGCCACUUUUAAUAAUAUUAUUUCACAUAUACAUCAAAUAAAGCAAGAAUUGCAGAGCGAUUUAGUUGUUCAAAAAGAAAGCAUUAUGUCUGAGAUCGAUAGUAAGAUAUCGCUAGCCAUGGCUACAAAAGAACCUAUUAAAGAAAAAUUAUCUAAUACUGAAGGUAGUUUAGCUACACAAAAUAAAUUCAACUUUAUCGAGAUAUGUGUUUCUUUAACUUUAAUAAUAAUAAUUGUUUUGUUAUUAUUUAUUGCUUAUAAAAAAUUUAAUCGCAGUUGUACAUCGUGGCGUUCUACAUCGUUUAGUAGACAACAUAUCGCAGAAUCUUUAGAAAAUUCAAACUUGUAA